AUGACGCAGACAUCGGCUGGCUGUCAAGCUGCCUCCUACUUUGAUGAGGACGCCUUUGCGGCGCUGACCGACGCGCUGACGGCGUUCGGUCAGCACGAGCUGGGCUGCCGCGCCAUCUCCCCGCCGUGGCUCUCCUUCUAUGUGGACGGGUGCGAGCAGCGGCUGCACGCAGACGUGCCGCAGGCCACAGCGCGGACCACGCUGCCAAACACGCUGCCAGGCAGCUUCCAGCUUCCUCAGCCCAGAGGUCACAGCCUCGUCUCGAUGGCGCCCACCACCCAAUUUACUGCCAAUUUAUAA
Emiliania huxleyi CCMP1516 is the source of this 300-nucleotide messenger RNA. RefSeq lists its product as hypothetical. The coding region runs from base 1 to 300 and encodes 99 amino acids. Lineage: Eukaryota; Haptophyta; Isochrysidales; Noelaerhabdaceae. The transcript is spliced from 3 exons. The record is from RefSeq and is a predicted model, not a curated record.